CAAUCGAUAUUGGGUUUUAGAAGAAAAGGCCUUUGCAAAAAUUUAUCUCAGAACACAUCCAUGAGUGUAGAAAAGAAAAACAUUUUGUUUAAAAUUUUAUAAAGAAAAGUUAUCAUUAACAUCUCCAACACAAUGGGUUCCCGGUCACGUAGUCCAACGCCCAAGCGGCGGCAUCACAAAAGUAAACAUAAAAAACGCAGUAAAUCACAUCACAGCGAAAGGAAACGAGAAAAAGAUUCUGAGGUAUACUAUGAGUAUGGCCAGGGCAAAAAGGAGAGCAGGGAUAGGGAAAGGGAUAGAGAGCGUGAACACAAUCAUCAUCAUCAUAGGUCCAGCAGGAAGAGAUCAUCUUCAACGACUUCCACGAGUUCAUACACAGACAGUGAUUCGCACAGCCAUAGAAGUAGUCGUCACAAAAGAAGCCGCUACAAGAAACUGGAUGAGGUGGAACGUUUGGCCGAAAUGGAAAGACAGAGAAGGCAAAAGGAAGCCGAACAGAAAAUAAUCGAAGAAGAAGCAUCGAAACGCAUAGAGAUGCUUGUGAAAAAACGUGUGGAGGAGGAACUAGAAAAGCGACGAGACGAAAUCGAGCAAGAGGUUAAGCGUCGCGUUGAAGAAGCCAAAGCAGAAAUGGAACGCGAAAUGAUGCUCGAAUUAGAGCGUAGGCGUGAGCAAAUACGCGAAGAAGAACGCCGCAGAGAGGAAGAGGAGAAGAAGAAACGGGAGGAGCUAGAAGAAAUUUUGGCUGAAAACAAUCGCAAAAUCGAAGAAGCCCAGCGUAAAUUGGCUGAGGAACGUUUGGCCAUUAUUGAGGAGCAACGUUUGAUGGACGAAGAACGUCAGCGUAUGCGCAAGGAGCAAGAGAAACGAGUCAAGGAGGAACAGAAAGUCAUUUUAGGGAAAAAUAACUCACGACCAAAACUUUCAUUCUCAUUAAAACCAGGCGCCUUAUGAGUUUUUUCUGUUUAGUUGUUUAUUCGAUUUUCAUUAUUUUUUUCGUUUCGUUUCCAUUUCAAAUGUUGUUCUAACGUGUUUUUAAGUUCUUUAUUUUUUCCUUUUUCUUCUUUUCAGUUUUAGUUUCAUAGGUUUCAUAAUGUUUAAAUUAUAAAAAGAUUUGACAUAAUUUUUUCAAAUCUUAAAAAAAAAAAACAAAGAAGAUGCUUUCUUUUUGAAAAUUAAGAAGAAGAAAAAAGAUGCCAACUUGUAUGUUUAUUUUGUUUAUAUUUUUGCAAUUAGAAAAUUUUGCAUGGAAAAUAUAUUUCUGUGUAAAUAUAAGGCUCUAGGUAAUUAAGACAUCCAAAACCAAUUGAUAAACAUUGACAAAUAAGCCUGGGUCGUCUUCGAAUAACAGUUUUUUUUAAUUAAAAAAAUAUUCCUUUCAAACAAAAACAUGAAAAAAUUGAGAUUGAACUUUUUUAGUCUGAAUAAAUGAAAUCGAUUCCAGCAUGGGAAAUGAAGAAGAAGUAUAUUUGUAAUUAAAAAAUUGAAUAUUUAAUUGUAGCAAUCAGCAACUUUUGAUAAUUUCUCACAAUAAACAUAUGAACAAUCGUUUUUUAAACACACAUUCUUAAAUCAAACAUAAA
Stomoxys calcitrans (stable fly) is the source of this 1583-nucleotide messenger RNA. RefSeq names its product UPF0430 protein CG31712 (gene Arglu1). Lineage: Eukaryota; Metazoa; Arthropoda; Insecta; Diptera; Muscidae. The transcript has 5 exons. Gene Ontology annotation, molecular function: cadherin binding. Gene Ontology annotation, cellular component: mitochondrion; nucleoplasm. Bases 133 to 954 code for a protein of 273 amino acids. The record is from RefSeq and is a predicted model, not a curated record.